CAAGAGAGUGUCGCCACCCCGGUAUUGUGUUGGCAAACAUGGAGAAGUGGUCAAUGUAACCCUCAUUUCUCCCCCCCAUAUUGGCUGUGCUUCCAUUAUUUAGCCACAUAAGAUGCAAUCACUUGAUCCCCAGAAUGGAAAGAACUUUUGGAAGAAGAAUAGCAAGUCGGUACCGGGGAGCAUGCGAGCUGUAUAUGGUGCCAUGCAUCCUCCCAUCACGCGUUCUCCCAAUGACUACCACCUCACACGCCGGCCUCGUGAAGGCCCCCCACACCCUUUGACCGGUGGACAGCAGAUUAUGUCAAGCCCCCGCAAGGAGAGUACCCAAAAGAAGCCAGAGCCGAGUGACAGCUUCCAGGACUACCAGGAGUCAGUCAAUGACGCCUGGGACUGUGGAGAUGAUGAGUUCUGCGUUAUAUCAGAUGUGAAAAUAUCAAAUCGGAUGGUUCAGUCUGCAGCCCUCAGUGUGAUCAACAGCCAUCGAUCUGGGCAAAUGCCAACCAGUAACUUAGCGGAACUCCACCAACAGAUCCAACCUUCCAUAGCCCCUACAGAAGCACCUGCAGUCGAAGUAACAACAUAUCCGCCAGUCAACAAUAUUCACUCUUCCGCGGGUGUGUUACCUUGUAUGCCAGCGAUUGAGGGCGUCCUCCCUCUGUCCAGACUAGACCCAUCAGCAGCAGUCAUACAUAGGACUCCAGUCAUCAGUACCUCGGGUAAUGAGAGAGACAUGGUCAAGCAAGAGAAGUUCCUAGAGUUAAUCUCCAGCAAUAGCACCAACUUAAUGGAGCUGCGGAAACUCUCCUGGUCAGGGAUCGCGCCUCCUGUGCGAGCCGUCACGUGGAGACUCCUCAAUGGUUACCUCCCAGCUAAUGCAGAGAGGCGGGAAGAUACCCUGAAGCGGAAACGUGAAGAAUAUUGGAGUUUUGUGAAGCAGUAUUAUGAUACCCGCCACGAAGAUAUUUACCAGGACACUUUUAGGCAGAUCCACAUAGAUAUCCCAAGGAUGUCCCCUCUGGUGCCUCUCUUCCAGCAGACCAUCGUGCAGGAGAUGUUUGAGCGUAUAUUGUACAUUUGGGCCAUCAGGCAUCCGGCCUCAGGUUAUGUUCAAGGAAUUAAUGACCUGGUCACUCCAUUUUUCAUCGUCUUCCUUCAUGAAGUGGUUCCCAGAGAAGAGAAAUUAGACACGUACGACGUGGAAUUAAUAGCAGAGGAAGACCGGGCAGUGGUGGAGGCGGACAGCUUCUGGUGCAUGUCCAAGCUUCUCGACGGCAUCCAGGAUAAUUACACCUUCGCUCAGCCGGGAAUACAGACCAAGGUUCAACAACUUGGGGAACUUAUGAAGAGAAUUGAUGUCAGUCUCCACCAGCACCUAGAGAGGCACGAGAUAGACUACCUUCAGUUCUCUUUCCGCUGGUUUAACAACUUGCUGAUGCGCGAGAUGCCACUGGGGUGCACCGUACGGCUCUGGGACACCUUACAUGCAGAACCAGAUGGUUUUUCUCACUUUGUGCUCUAUGUGUGUGCUGCCUUCCUCAAGUACUUCUCACAACAUCUAAUGGCCCAGAGGGACUUUCAGGGACUCAUGCUGCUGCUUCAGAACCUGCCGACCUCCAGUUGGUCCGACAGUGAGAUCAGUCUCUUAGUUGCCGAAGCUUUCCGUCUCAAAUACAUGUUUGCUGAUGCUCCAAACCAUCUCCAGGCUAGCAAGAAAUGACUUUAGCUCUUUGGAAAAAUGGGAAAAUCCAGCCAGCUGUUAACAGCACUUCACCGGUGACAUGAAUCACUGAUCACCGACUCGAUGCCAAGUUGCAAUUGAUCCUGAGAAGUUCAACACUGAUGGUUGGCUACCUGUGAGCCGCUGGUAAUGAUGGCAGGUCUGGGAGGAACUACCAUGAAGCUACAUUAACACUUUUAUGAAAUAGAUCUUAUAUAACCAAUAAGAUAAAGGAUGCAGUUGGCUUUGGAAGGUUACAUUUAAGUAGCUGAGCUCUGCAUUGUUAUUAUCUGUUAGCAAACUGUAGAAUUCCUUUCUCUGUCAUUUAGUUAUGUUAUUAUUUCUCUUUUUUUCUCACUUUUUUAAGGUAGUUGUCUGGCCUCUAAUGUUUACUCAUGUGGGAUGGUUGCCAGUGGGUGCAUCUGGGGCGUUCAUAGUCUAUCUAUAGGGUUUUGACAUGUUUUUGUCACAAUCUAAGUAUGUAUGCAUGUACAGGUAUAUCUUAUUUACCAUAUUCUUAUUGAUAUCUUUUUUAUAAGAAAAAUUAUUAUUUUUACAUUACAAGAAAUUGUGACUGAGGAGAACAAGUAGGUGACACCUGUCUAGUGGCAACUUUGACCAGUGUCACCCAUUAAACACACGACUAUUUUGUGACCACAGCAGCUCAUAUGAAAGUUGGAUCUCUGGGCCCACACAUCUCUACAUUCAGUUCUGGCACCUCUGUUUAUUUAUCUCAACAUUGUGAGUGUAUUUAUGCUACCGUUAUACAAUGCAAGUCUCUUUUUAUUUUUUUAUUAAUUUUUUUAUUUUAUUUUAUUUUUUUUACAUCUGUGAUCAGUGGUUCAGUUUAUAUUAAACUGAAGUGGUUACAGGUGGAAUCAUGAAACAUCAGGGUUAAAAGCUAUCCUUGGUCUGUACUUCCCCGAGUUGUGUGUCAAAGACCAGCAAAGUCCCAGGUUGUCUUCAAGUAUAAUUAAUGAGAGAAGAAUAGUACUGUAAAUACGUACGUUCAACACAGACAAAAGUCACAACAGAUAAAGGCUUCUAGUUAUACGUACAGUUAAUCUCUCAUUAAUCUCUCGCCAUUUCCUGUAUGCAGAGUAGGGAGGGGAGAGGAGUGGGUAAGGGAAUGAGACAGAGAUUACCUCAGACAUUUACACUGGCACAACAGUCUCCAGAGUACAUUACCAUGUGUCAAACUCCACACUACCUGGCACAUAUAGCAAGAGAUUGUUUUUUAUCUCAUAUAAUAAAUAAAGAGAUUAACCAAUAUAUUACUGGUAACUACAGUAAGUAAGAAUAUGGGUGGGUGUGUGAAAAAUAUAGAAUAACUUUAUUAAUACAAACAUGUACCAGAGAUGUCAUUGUAAGAAAUGGAUGUAAGAUCCGGAGAAGAUUUAACUGGCGUAGGAGAUGACUGUCAACAUUUGACUGACUGACAUUUAUCUUGUUCAUAACACAAUACAGUAUAAGACUGUCAGUUCAUGAUCGAGACUUUUAUUUAGACUGACACUUUAGGGUUGACACACUUAGACUGACACUUUAGGGUUGACACACUUAGACUGACACUUUAGAGUUGACAUGCUUACCUAAACUGACACUUGAGGUUUGGAUAAAAAUUCUCGUAUGUGACUUUUGAGAGAGAACACUUUAGUUAACAUACCUAACCCAGCUUAACCUAACCUAACUUUAUCUAAUUUAAUCUAACCAAACUUAACUAAGUCUGAACAAUAACCUAACCCAUCAGACCAGACCAAACCCAACCUGACUAUGCCUAACCAAACUUAACUUAACACAACUACUCAAACUCAAGCAAUAUAACACUAGCUGCAGGUAACACAUUUUAACAUGGAUUUAAAGAAAUUAUGCUACAUUUGUCCAGAUUGAUAUCUCAGUUUAUCAGUCUACUUUCCAUCGAGCGUGUCUGCCCUACAUGGGGUACACGGAGCUCUUUUUAUGAUGCAGAUAAAAACACCACAUUUUUCAUUUCCUGCAAAAGAUUUGGCUCUGAAAAAUCUAAGUUUUAAUUAGCGACAAGACUGAUUACCACAUGCGUAUAAUUAGACGUAUGUAAGUGGAGAAACUCUAUAGAAUUGCACAUCCCUCUGAAGAUUUAAAAGACAUAAUUCGUACAGUACACCUUACCAAGCUCAUGGGGAUCUUUGGGGAGUUAGUUAUUAUGAAAGAAGGGAAAGAUCUAAAAAAAAUAACAAGCCACAUGAUUGAUCGUCUGAUAUUUUCUCGACUAGACAUCGAAUUGUGGAUUGUUGAUAAUGAAUUUUAAGUUAGUGUUGGUAAGUUUUCAUUAUAAUUCAAGGACAAGGACAAGGACAUUACAAAUCCAAGAGGGAAAAUUCUUCACUUGGUCCUUGUUGGUCAACGUCUUUUAUUCAGAGUCGAUGAUCUUAACUUACCUUCUGUCAAGUCAUACGGGUUGAUUCAUAGGAAAGAACAAGUUCAUUAUCCAGGUCUGUUUGUUGUUGUUAAUCGUGUGACACUUGUUAAGCACCGAAUCGGAGAGAACCUGUACAUGUGUGUGUGUGUGUAAUACAGUACUAGAAGUUCUCCUCUUGUAAGGGUACUUUGAGAGAUGAUGUGUGUGCAUUGAUAAAGUUUAAACAAAGCCAAGAAAUCAAUAUACUUCCUGUGUUGUGCUGUUCUUUUGUUUAUUAAUACAAGUACUGUAAUAGUCCUGAGUUGAAUGAAGGUGUUUGUGUAAUUUUUUUUUGUUACAAUUGUGGAAAAAAAAAAAGAGUUCAGCAGAGAGGGAGGAAGCUGGUGUAAGGGAGGGUAGGCUAGGUGGAGACUAGGCAAUAUCACAUAGAGGGGUUGAUUAAAAGUUGACAUUUUCUUUCCACACCACAAAUUGAUUUUUUUUUGUAUUCAUGUCCACAACAGUACAGUACAAUACAAUGUAUGAAAAUUUAUUUAUUUUUCAUAAGUCCAUCAUCACUAAUACAGCGAGUGUCAUGUUUUGUAAUAUUUCUGAGGUAUGUUUGGCCAUCAUUACAGUUGUAUGUACAGUACAGUAAUGGUGUUUUAAGUUUAGCUCUGUAGGGUUUUAUCAUUAGGUCAAGUCAGUGUUCAUAUACAGUAUUGGGUUGACAUGUAUUGGUUUGGCCACCUUCAACACUCCAGUACCUACCGUCUCUUCUCUUGGGGUUGCUUUGAGAAAUAAAUGAUAGUAUGUCUUGUAUUUUGAACACUUGAUGACAAACAGUUAAACGACUCAAGGGCCAAGACCUUUGAAGCAUCCAUUAUGUAUAAGAUGAUAGUUUGUGCUCCAUGCUAAACACUACUUGGUAACUUAGAUACUGAUUGAUACACUUAGGACUACAGAGCCACUUACAGAUAUUUGAAGUUUUUUGUUUAUAGAAGGAGUAGUUUGAGUCUCAUUAAUGAAGUUUUGAGUGAGAAUUCUUUUUUAUCCAGAAUUACAGUGUACAAUAAAAUUCAGGUUGCCCUAUUGAUGAUAUUGACAGAUAUUAGAAGUCCCUUAGAUAAUGUAACACUUAUCCACUCAUUAAGGUACAAACAUUACAUGAUCCAUCUGUGAGAACUUCCUUAAUGCAACCGAGUUUAUGUUGAUCUAUGACUAUAUAAACAAUGGAAGCACAAGACCUGUUGGUUUGUUCCACUUAAGGUGGUGCUUUAUAUGACUGCCAAUUACUGGUCAAGGUCAGGUUCAUUCAUUUUUAACAGUGACAUAUGUUAGAUACAAAUACACUCUACAAUAUAUAUAUAUACACCUAUAUAGAUAUAUAUACUGUAUAUAUAUAUAUUUCAAGUACUGUCCAUCAUCAGUGUAGUCAUUUAUUCUGACUUUCAGAGUUGAGCCGUGCUGCAUUGAAGUGAUUCUUUUUAUCUCACUUGACAGGUUUUUAUACCAACUAGGAUUGUACAGCCAGAUACUGUACUAGAGUUUACCAUUUCUGGUAAUGAUGGUACAAUGUAAAACUUUUACCUUUGAUAUAGAACUGUACACUGCAGGAUUGUUGGCUUGUCUUAGAAUGAUGCUGUGUCUGAUUAGAGUGACAGAUUGCAUGUUGACAUUUUCCAAGCUCUACUGAUAAUAUGAUUUUUUUACUAUAUAGUUCCAUGAAGAACUAUGUAGUAAUAAAGUCCCUUUACAUGCUAUGUAGAGGAUGGUGUUGUGCAGUACUGUUGACAUGGUCAAUGAAGGUCUGUGCAGUAUUAGCAUGUCAUGUGUUGUGUUGUGGUGAGGACAGAAGAGAAUAUCAGUACAUGCUUAUGGUGCUUAUUGUAGCCUCCGAUGCAGACGGUUCUCUCGAUGACGCACGAGUUCUUCGCUAUAUCUUAGACCUACGUAGUUGGUGUAGACCGUGUGGGCCAUCGCCGGGAACAAAUUGUGAUAGUUGUUGUUAAGGCGUACGUCACCACGGUGAGGUUCUUGGUACCAGUGGAAGAGUCGGUCCAUAAACUGAAUGAUUGCGGUUAUAUCUAUUGUGUAAAUGUACUUUAAUGACAGUUUAUUUUGUUUUCCUGUGUCUCUUGGUGAUAUGUACUACAUCUCAUGUGUAUUCAUACAUAAAGAAUUUUAUAAGA
This is a messenger RNA of Homarus americanus (American lobster), 6283 nucleotides long. It is a transcript of the gene Tbc1d22, whose product is annotated as TBC1 domain family member 22B-like. Lineage: Eukaryota; Metazoa; Arthropoda; Malacostraca; Decapoda; Nephropidae. The transcript has 12 exons. The coding region runs from base 113 to 1717 and encodes 534 amino acids. The record is from RefSeq and is a predicted model, not a curated record. Gene Ontology annotation, molecular function: GTPase activator activity. Gene Ontology annotation, biological process: activation of GTPase activity.